Messenger RNA from [Torrubiella] hemipterigena, 1094 nucleotides. The record is from the annotation of a GenBank genome assembly. NCBI's taxonomy places the organism in Eukaryota, Fungi, Ascomycota, Sordariomycetes, Hypocreales, Clavicipitaceae.
GCCCCUAGUUCUUUUACUUCUUGGGGCCCUACUCUAGAGAUGCAAUUCUCGCCUAGUAUUGGUGCCCCUGGGGGUGACAUUCUCUCUACUAUUCCCGUCAAGGAUGGUGGAUAUGAGGUGUAUUACCGCCAAAGCCCACCCAUUCAAUGAUGGACAGAAGCAGAGUAACCACCUCGCACCGGUUGCCCAACAGGGCCCUGGCAUGGCUCAAGCGUGGGAUGCCGCUUAUAUCAAGUCUCUUGUCUAUCCAUAUACACUCUCUUUUAAUGAUACCAUACAAAAGACAACGAACUUUACCCUGAGAAUUGCCAACACUGGCGACGCUAAGGUGGAAUAUAAUAUUGGCCAAGUCGCUGCUUCGUCAAUUUACAUUCUGACCAAGGACGGCAGAGAAGCAGAUAUUUUCCCUCUCCAACACUUUAAAUCGUCAACAAAGCUGGAUUCGAGCUCGAGCAAGAUUAUUGCCGAUCCCGGAAAAGUUGGCCAUGUGCACGUUAGACUGACAUCUUCCAGAGCGGAUGAGUUGCACCGGCUGCCUUACCACUUUGGAUACGUCUCUAUAAACGGCACGUACGGAUCUGCUCUUACCGUACCAUACCAACAUAUUGGGGCGGACUUUCAAUCUAUUCUUGUCAUACCUACAGGAGCAACCAACAUCUACAACUCAACAGACCACUCUGCAGGGUCCGAUCAAGACGCCCACGCACUUUGUUCUGCCAAAACAAGGCACAAUUGAUUGGCUCAACCCCAUGCCUUAUAUUAUAUGCGAUUUAGCACUUGGUACCCCUUACUUCGACAUGCUCAUCCUCGACGUAAAGGCUAACACGAUCCUGGGCUCCAUGAAUGGCUGGCCUGUUAAGAAUUUGGGACGCUGGCAUGCUAGAAAAACCUGGAAUGGUGCUCUUGCGGAUGGUAGUUAUGUGCCUGAGGGUCGUUACAAAGUAAUCAGUCGAGGCCUCCGUGUCUUUGGGGAUCCCAAAAACCCGAAGCACUGGGAUUCUGACACCACCAUUGAAUUUUCCACCUCGUAUAAAAAGUGAGAUACUGGGCGACGGGCGUUCACAUAUUAGGGACAAGAUUUAUAUCAAUACCAU